AAGCCCUGAGCACAGAGAGGGAGACGGAGUGUGUGUGUGUGUGUGUGUGUGUGUGUGUGUGUGUGUGUGUGUCUGCGCGCGCGCGUGUGUGUGCGGAAAGCCAAGCGCAGCCUUCUCGGGUUUCACAUGCAUUUUCUUUCUUCCUUUUUUGCGCGUGAUUUCUUUCUUUCUUCCCUGCGCCCCUGUCCCCCGCGUCCCACCCCCUCAGCCGCUCCUCUGCGCCCGGGUUGGGGUGCUGAGGUCCCAGGCAUCGGAGUCCUUGCAGACCGGCGACUUGCAACUGGCUGCAGUAGCCCCUUGGAGUCAGUGAGGGUCAAGUUCAGCCGCCGGGGAGGAGGAAAAACAAAUCCCCGUUGGCCAAAAAAAGAAGUUUCAGGCCGGUGCCCCCCUCCGCGCUGUCUGCGCGCCGGCCAGUGCGAUUCCCCCUCGGGCGCAGGCAGGAGCUGGGGUGCCCGGGGACCCGCCGCCGCCGCGCGAGUUUUCUGGGGGCUCCUGACAAGCGGGGAGCACACUGGGCACCGGCAUGCAGAGUAAUGUGCAACUCAGCUCUCAGAAUGUCUUCUGUGUCCUCCCAGCGUUUCUAAGACAGUCGCAUUAGCUUCCUGCUAGUUGACUAAUAGAAUUAAUAAUUGUAAAAAGCACUCUAAAGCCACAUGCCUUAUGAAGUCAAUGCUGGGUAUGAUUUUACAAAUAUGGUCCGGAAAAAGAAUCCCCCUCUGAGAAACAUUGCUAGUGAAGGCGAGGGCCAGACCCUGGAGCCGAUCGGUGCAGAAAGCAAGGUAUCUGGACAGAAUAAAGAAUUUUCUGCAGAUCAGAUGUCAGAAAAUACGGAUCAGAGCGAUGCUGCAGAACUAAAUAAUAAGGAGGAGCAGAGCUUGCACGUCCAAGAUCCGUCUUCUAGCAGUAAGAAGGAGGCCAAAAGCUCAGUCCUGGGUGAGAAGGCUGGCUUCAAUUAUGAAAACCCCGGCAAGGGAGGAAACCGCCCAUCCUUUCCGCUUGAUGAGGUGACAGACAGAAAUAUGUUGGCUUUCUCAUCUCCAGCUGCUGGGGGAGUCUGUGAGCCCUUGAAGUCUCCUCAAAGAGCAGAGGCAGAUGACCCUCAAGAUAUGGCCUGCACCCCAUCAGGGGACUCAUUGGAGACAAAGGAAGAUCAUAAGAUGUCACCAAAGGCUACCGAGGAAACAGGGCAAGCGCAGAGUGGUCAAGCCAAUUGUCAAGGUUUAAGCCCAGUUUCAGUGGCCUCAAAAAACCCACAAGUGCCUUCAGAUGGGAGUGUGAGACUAAAUAAAUCCAAAACUGACUCGGUGGUGAAUGACAACCCAGACCCGGCGCCUCUGUCUCCAGAGCUUCAGGACUUUAAAUGCAAUAUCUGUGGGUAUGGUUACUAUGGCAACGACCCCACAGAUCUGAUUAAGCACUUCCGAAAGUAUCACUUAGGACUGCAUAACCGCACCAGGCAGGAUGCUGAGCUGGACAGCAAAAUCUUGGCCCUUCAUAACAUGGUGCAGUUCAGCCAUUCCAAAGACUUCCAGAAGGUCAACCGCUCCGUGCUUUCUGGUGUGCUCCAGGACAUCAACUCUUCAAGGCCUGUUUUACUAAAUGGGACCUAUGAUGUUCAGGUCACUUCAGGUGGAACAUUCAUUGGCAUCGGACGGAAGACACCGGAUUGCCAAGGAAACACCAAGUAUUUCCGCUGUAAAUUCUGCAACUUCACUUACAUGGGCAACUCAUCCACUGAGCUUGAACAACAUUUUCUUCAGACUCACCCGAACAAAAUAAAAGCUUCCCUUCCCUCCUCCGAGGGUGCAAAACCUUCAGAGAAGAACUCUAACAAAUCCAUGCCUGCGCUUCGAGCUGGCGAUUCUGGAGACUUGGGGAAGUGGCAGGACAAGAUCACGGUCAAGGCAGGAGAUGACACUCCCAUUGGCUACUCAGUGCCCAUCAAGCCCCUCGACUCCUCAAGACAAAAUGGUACCGAGGCCACCAGUUACUACUGGUGUAAAUUUUGUAGUUUCAGCUGUGAGUCAUCGAGCUCCCUCAAACUGCUAGAACAUUACGGCAAGCAGCACGGAGCCAUGCAGUCAGGUGGCCUUAAUCCAGAGUUGAACGAUAAGCUUCCCAGGGGCUCUGUCAUUAACCAGAGUGAUCUAGCCAAAAAUACAGAGGGAGAGCCAAUGACCAAGGCAGACAAGAGCCUGGGUGGGGCUAAAAAGAAGGACUUCUCCGCCAAGGGAGCAGAGGAUAACAUGGUCACAAGCUAUAACUGUCAGUUCUGCGACUUUCGCUAUUCCAAAAGCCAUGGCCCUGAUGUCAUUGUGGUGGGGCCACUCCUCCGUCAUUAUCAGCAGCUCCAUAACAUCCACAAGUGUACCAUUAAGCACUGUCCAUUCUGUCCCAGAGGCCUUUGCAGCCCAGAAAAGCACCUUGGAGAAAUUACGUAUCCGUUUGCUUGUCGAAAAAGUAAUUGUUCCCACUGUGCACUCUUGCUGUUGCACUUGUCCCCCGGGGCGGCCGGAAGCUCGAGAGUCAAACACCAGUGCCACCAGUGUUCAUUUUCUACCCCUGAUGUAGAUGUGCUCCUCUUUCACUAUGAGACUGUGCAUGAGUCCCAAGCAUCGGAGGUCAAACAGGAAGCCAAUCAUCUGCAAGGAUCGGACGGGCAGCAGGCAGUCAAGGAAAGCAAAGAACACUCGUGUACCAAAUGUGAUUUUAUCACCCAAGUGGAAGAAGAGAUUUCCAGACACUACAGGAGAGCACACAGCUGCUACAAAUGCCGUCAGUGCAGUUUUACAGCUGGCGACACUCAGUCACUACUGGAGCACUUCAACACGGUUCACUGCCAGGAACAGGACAUCACUACAGCCAACGGCGAGGAGGACGGGCACGCCAUCUCCGCCAUCAAGGAGGAGCCCAAGAUAGACCUGAAGGUCUACAGUCUGCUAAACCCAGACUCUAAAAUGGGAGAGCCAGUGUGCGAGAGUGUGGUGAAGAGGGAGAAGCUAGAAGAGAAGGAGGGACUGAAAGAGAAAGUUUGGACUGAGAGUUCCAGUGAAGACCUGCGGGGUGUGACGUGGAGAGGGGCCGACGUCCUUCGCGGGAGUCCGUCCUACACUCAGGCAAGCCUGGGCCUUCUGACGCCCGUGUCGAGCACCCAAGACCAGACAAAGACUCUGAGGGACAGCCCCAGCGUAGAAGCUGCCCAUUUGGGAAGACCCAUCUAUGGCUUGGCUGUGGAGACCAAGGGAUUCCUGCAGGGGGUGCCGGCCGGUGGCGAGAAGGCUGGGGCCCUGACCCAGCAGUACCCUGCAUCAGCAGAAAGCAAGUCCAAGGAUGAAUCCCAGUCCCUGUUACGGGCUGUGACAAUCUCCGGGACACCAAACAGGAGGAGGCGUAGAGGCUCUGGUGUUUUUUGUGCCAAUUGCCUGACCACGAAGACCUCUCUCUGGCGAAAGAAUGCAAAUGGCGGAUAUGUAUGCAACGCGUGUGGCCUAUACCAGAAGCUGCACUCGACUCCCAGGCCUUUAAACAUCAUUAAACAAAACAACGGUGAGCAGAUUAUUAGGAGAAGAACCAGAAAGCGCCUUAACCCAGAGGCACUGCAGGCCGAGCAGCUCAGCAAACAGCAGAGGGGCAGCAGUGAGGAGCAGGUCAAUGGAAGCCCAUUAGAGAGGAGGUCAGAAGAGCAUUUAACUGAGAGCCAUCCGAGAGAAAUUCCGCUCCCAAGCCUAAGUAAAUACGAAGCCCAGGGUUCAUUGACUAAAAGCCAUUCUGCUCAGCAGCCAGUCCUGGUCAGCCAAACUCUGGAUAUUCACAAAAGGAUGCAACCUUUGCACAUUCAGAUUAAAAGUCCUCAGGAAAGUACUGGAGAUCCAGGAAACAGUUCCUCUGUGUCUGAAGGGAAAGGAAGCUCUGAGAGAGGCAGUCCCAUAGAGAAGUAUAUGAGACCUGCAAAACACCCAAAUUAUUCACCACCAGGCAGCCCUAUUGAAAAGUACCAGUACCCGCUUUUUGGACUUCCCUUUGUACAUAAUGACUUCCAGAGUGAAGCUGAUUGGCUGCGGUUCUGGAGUAAAUAUAAGCUCUCCGUUCCUGGGAAUCCGCACUACUUGAGUCACGUGCCUGGCCUACCAAAUCCUUGCCAAAACUAUGUGCCUUAUCCCACCUUCAAUCUGCCUCCUCAUUUUUCAGCUGUUGGAUCAGACAAUGACAUUCCUCUAGAUUUGGCGAUCAAGCAUUCCAGACCUGGGCCAACUGCAAAUGGUGCCUCCAAGGAGAAAACAAAGGCACCGCCCAAUGUAAAAAAUGAAGGUCCUUUGAAUGUAGUAAAAACAGAGAAAGUUGACAGAAGUACUCAAGAUGAGCUUUCAACAAAAUGUGUGCACUGCGGCAUUGUCUUUCUGGAUGAAGUGAUGUAUGCUUUGCAUAUGAGUUGCCAUGGUGACAGUGGACCUUUCCAGUGCAGCAUAUGCCAGCAUCUUUGCACGGACAAAUACGACUUCACAACGCACAUCCAGAGGGGCCUGCAUAGGAACAAUGCACAAGUGGAAAAAAAUGGAAAACCUAAAGAGUAAAACCUUAGCACUUAGCACAAUUAAAUAGAAAUAGGGUUUCUUGAUGGGAAUUCACUAGCUUGUAAUGUCUUAUGAAGACCUAUUAAAAAAAUACUUCAUAGAGCCUGCCUUAUCCAACAUGAAAUUCCCUUCUUUUACUCUUCUUUCUUUUGAUGAGUAGGUUACCAAGAUUUAAAAAUGAGACAGGUGGUCAGUGAGAAAGAAUGGAAGGUGGUAAACAAUCAUUUUUUAACACUUAGCGAAUCAGAGCUAUCUUGGCCAUAUGUCCUGGGGAAAACGUUCCAUACAAAGUCCCACCAGAUUAUAACUAUGCUUCUGUACAAGGAAUAAAAAAUGUCUAGAAUCUGAAAGGGUUUACAUAGAUAGUACGAUACAAAAGCAGUAUUGGCUUGGCCAGUGGCCCAUUUGUUCAAAAACUCAGACGUUGUGUCCUACAUUUAGAAAUAUCAAGAAAUCCAACACAAAGGAGGAAAAAUUGAAUCUUGAGGGUGAGGGAAGGAAAAUGGUGCCCUCUCCCAUCAGUCUCCUCUCAGUGGCCAUGUUUCAGAUUUGGACCUAGAAAUGCGGAACUCUGGUUAGGCUUGGUGAGAGAGCAGCAAGAAACGUGACAGAUGGGUGGCACGAUGGUUUCAGCCAGCCCUGCCUGUACAUACACAUGCACACCCUCCUUGAUAUUAUCGUCCUCUAGAUGUUCAAAUAGUCUGUAGUCCUUUCGUUUGCAGUUUAGGUUCAUUUUGUCCAAAUAUAUUCCUAUUUAAAAAAAAAAAAAAAACAAUGUCCUCGAUGCUUACGUAGUAAUUUUAUUUUAGCCAGAUACUUCUUUCUUGUUUAUGACGAACAAGUUUGGAUUUUUUUUUUUUUUUUUUUUUGCCUCCUGUCGGUCACUAAUCUCACUCGGCACAUUAUGACUAAAGAAAUCCCCUCAGUUCAAAAAGAAUAGGUGGAUGCAGAUGUCACACUGAGGGUUUAAUUUGCUUAGAAUACAUGAUCUUUCUCCACAAGGUAACCUGCUGUAUUUAUUUAUUUUCCUUUGGUUAAAUAUAAUGUCCAAACUUUGUGGUCAGGCAGCGUCUAAGGUUACAUUACCACAGACUGACAGUUAGUAUAUGUACCAAUCAAUCCCUUCAUUAGAUUAUGCAGGUUUAGGUAAGUAGCAUUAAAUAGGAUUCUUAGAAGUAUGUCUUCAUAGUACUUUUAAUACUUAAGGCUUUGUAAAAACUAUCCAUGAAGGGAAAGCUCCUCAGCAUAACUGCUCAGGGAAAUAGGGCUACAUAACUGAACAUUAAAUAAUUGGUUAAAGGUGCUGUUAGUCGAGCCUCAAUGCUUGCUACAAGGAUGUAUGUACAAGGACUGACUUUAAUAAUUUGCAUUAUAUUGUCCCAACCAGUAGUUUAUUUUUUGCCACGGAGAUGUAGAAGAUAUUACAAGCUACUGGAUGCACUGUCAGAUUAACUUAUUUCAUUAAAGAAGUUGGGAGAACAAAUAGGAAAAAAAAAAACUUAUUUUUCUAGUAAAUAUUAAUGUAUUACAUUUCAAAUAAUGGUGCCUGACAUAUUGAAUAAAUAUUUUCUACAGUGUACGUAUGCAACAAAGAUAUUCCAUCACACAUUGGAGUCAGUUCUGGCUCUGCCUAGCUGUUUACAUUUGCAAAUGUAGCAAACAAGGUAAUGAAGCAACUAUUUCUAUUGCAGUAGAUAUCUUUUUGUGUGUGUGUGUGUGUGUAUGUGUGUGUGCAUUAAAGUUGUAAACGGUAACAUGAAAGUUCUUGAUAUAAUGGUAUGGAAAACAAGAAAGAAAUGAAAAUAUUUUUAUGCCUACUUAGGAAAAAAAAGGGUAGCACUAUUCAUUCCAAGUACUUUUUUUUUUAAUUUUUAAGCUCUUAACUCACAUUGUUAUGCUUAAGAUGAUAAACAUAUAUCCUCUUUUUAUUGCUUUGUCUAUGUUUCAGAGGAAACAUUUCAGAAAUUAUUUUGAUGAGUGUUGCUGGAAUCCGCAGCACUGAUGUUUUAUUGCAUUCUGUAGUGGCGUUUGCACUCCGUUUUGACGUUAAUUUGCAGUUGCUUUGUAUUGUUUCGUUUUGUUUGGGUUUUGUUUCUUUCUCACAGUGCCCGUCUCUGUUUCUUUAAAGUUGGAUGGCAGGUAGAGUUCAAUCAGUUCCUGACUGUUGUAGGGGAAUGAAGUUAAAAAUACCUUUCUGAUAUUGUGUUGUCAUUUCCAUUCUUGCAUUUUCAUUUUUCCUGAACAAAGAAAAAAGAAAAAAAAAAAAAGAAUGAGAGAAAGAAAUCAGGACUAAGUCCUCUGCGUCAGUUUUGUUGUGAAAGGGCCUAUUCUGAUCUCAUCUGUCGCAUAGCUCUAAUAUUCACAUCAUCGGAAACCAAGAGGCAGGAGGAGCUUUGACGUCCAAGUGAUUUGACAGAAUUUAUCUUUCUUAGGAAUUUUGAUGUAAACAGACAGAUCUGAGAGGUGACCAAGAUCUUUUACAGAGAUUUCCCAAACAACAAUAAUUGGUUUCCUUAUUUAAAAAGAAUAUAAAAAUGCAACGUAGCAAUCCUCGAGCAACAUGAUAUAUAGACGGCUUAAAUCAGUAGUAAGCAGAUGAACCUGAGCACGGGAGACGAAGGGGCCGGUAACACCAGAAGUUUGUUUAACUUGGGCAAUAUUACAGGUAUUACUUUUUGGGCAAAACUACUCUUCAGCAGUUCCCACAUUGUGUCAGUCACAAAUAGAUUGUUCAUUGUUGACAUGUAUGCCUUUGUUUUUCAUUCUUUUUCUUUCUUUCUUUCUUUCUUUCUUUCUUUCUUUCUUUCUUUCUUUCUUUCUUAAACAGGCAUCGUAGUAAUGAGCAUUGGAAAAUACAUAUCACUUUUUUGGGAAUAUUUAUGUUCAGUCUACUUUCAGUAGAAUAUUCUUUGAUAGCAUUGGCAUGAUAGAUCUUACUCUGUACUCCUUUAUUAUUAAUAUUUUAUUUUCAUUUUUGCUUUCAUUAGUAUACAUAUUCUGGUGGAAAAGAAGUCGGGCUUUUUAAAAAGAAUGAAAGGUUAUCAUAACACUAAAAUACUCCUUAUUUUGAUGAAGUUAAGGCCGUUGUUCCAUCUUGCAAAAUGUAUUGUACAAAUGUUUUCUAUUUAAGAGUUCAGAAUCAUUUUGUCUUCGAUUGUGAAUGAUUUUAAAUGAGCUACUUAGGUACUUAACCUUUUUCUUAAGAACUUUCAAGAUGAUUUAGAAAUGUUCCCCUCUUGGAAAAAGCUUCCCUUUGUCCUGUGAUGAAUAUUAUAAGCCAGCUAAAACUGUAUGCCACAUAAAACCUGCAGGUCUUUUCCAAUUACUUGUCUAUAUUCUAAGUUGAGCUUUGGCUCAAACGUAAGGCCAGGACCAGUUCAUGCAUUCUUCCUCUUCUUUUUCUCACUCUUUUCUCAUCAUCGCUUACCCAGAUCUACAUGUGAGUUGUUGGGGGAUAGAAAACCUUAAAGGGCCAGCCCAUCUUGGAGAUGGUGGAUUGAGAGACACUACACCGCACUAAGCAGGGGAGAGAAAGGUGGAGCUCUCUGUAGCUAAGAAGGCAAAGAGUGAGGCCAGUUCUCUCUACGUGACAUAUCUGAGAUGUUCUUUUAAAACUCCACUUUGAAGAUAGUGGUGUUCUGUUCUGUUCUAAAUUGUUCUGUUUUAGUAAAGAUAGAUUUUAGGCAACAAGCGUGGGGAUUCUUUUCUAAGGUCAUACUAAUGAGAAGAACAGAAAGAAGUGGUUAUCUUUAAAGAGGUCCUUGUUGAAGCCUGUGGUAGCACAUUAUGUUCACGAUUGCACAUGUGCACGGAAUCUGUUAUGAUCCAGUGCAAAUACAGCUCCAAAAAUAUUAAAUGGAUAUAUAUUUUAAAAUGCCUGAGGAAAUACGGUUUUCUUAAUAAACUGAAGAAUAUUGGUACUGCUAUUCAAAUUAUUAUUAGCCUCGUGUGUGGUUGCAAAAGUCACAGAGCGAUCUGUCUUGGAACUUCCAGCUGCCUGCCUGUUUAGCCAAUGAAUAUGAAUACAUUUCUGUAGGCGGAAAUAUUUGCUGUCCAGUGUUGGAAAUGUGAGAUAAAGAAGCCGUUGGUCACACUGUUUCUGUGCUGUAUGUAAUUCUUUUGGCUAAAGCUGAGAUGCGUUCACAGCUACCUGUCUUUGGGUUGAAGGUCAUGGCAAAAAAAAAUUUAAGAAACGAGCAAACAACUCAAGACAUUUUUGGUCAGCAAGACACAGGAGAAAACUUGAGGAAUUGAAGUACAACCUGAAUCUGAAACUAAAUGUACUAAUCAAAGGUAGGUACAGUUAGGUGGAUGCUAGCAGCAGACAGCUAGCUGAUCGUGAAUGAGAACAGAAAGAUAGGCGUCCCAUCUUGGAGGCCGGUGUCAUUCUUUCCAAAGAAAGACUUGGCAGAGAACAGGCUGGUGUUUCGGCAUUGCACAUCCCAUUGGCUGUCCAUUUCCGGUACAGAGUGAUUUCAUUUCCGGUAGAGUGAUUUCACAUGUUCCCAGUAGCAGGGCAGUUGUUUAGGAAACUUCUCCAGUCAUUUGCAGUAAUUAGAACUUUGGAAGCUACCAGGGCAGAAGUGUUUCAAGUCAGUGAUGGAGAAAAAUGUGAAACGGAACAGUAAUCCAUGUGUGAGCACUGGAUAGUGUAUGUUCCUGUGCUCUCUCAAAAGGAAAAGGGCGCUCUAAGCUUACUCUGUCCUACUUAAGAAAAAAGCGAGAGUACCUCUUACCGUGGACAUAGUGCUUAACCUUCAUUAGACGAAAUGAUCUCACAAGACCCAUAAUUCCCCAGCUGGAUCCUGGUUUUACCCCUGGUUACUUCUUCAGUACAUAAACUGCAGCAAAUCACUUUUUCUUUUUGUGCCUCAGGUUCCUCAACUAUAAAGUGGAAAAAUAUAUUAAUAAUAAUAAUAGUAAUGUAGUACUUGUUUGUAAAGCACUUUGAGAUCCUUGGUUGAAAGGCACCAUAGGAGUGUCGAGUAUUAUGUGGCCAAGGGGUUAUUUAAAGUUAGUUCCCAAGGGCCAAGAAAGGUUGGGGUCAUUUCUGUUAAAGAUGAGCUGUAAAUAUUAUAACUAGGCAGCCUAUAGUGUUGACUCUACAAAGGCAAAACUGUUACAAGGCUGAUAAAAGCAUAGUUUAUUAAUGGCUACCAACAAGGCAAAUACCACAAUAACCAAUGCCAAAUCCUUUAGGGUGUACUAUUUGACAACAACAUUGAUAAUCUGGGGGGAGGGAUGGGUGGGAAACAUCUCCAAAUGCCAAUGUACAAUUAACUUACAGCAAUAUUCACCAGCAGAAAAUGUCUUUCAUAUGGAAUGAUUUCAUGUUGCUAAGAAAAAGAAUUCAAUUUGUAGUCCUGAUUUGAACAUUAGAAUGUUGGCUAUAAUAGUUCUGUUCUUACAACACAUGGAAUUUUUUUGUUUUAUUUUAUUUUGUUUUUAUAGUGCAUGUCCAUUUCUACUCACAAACAUGUUCUUGGUGUAUUUCUUAUGCAAACAAUCUUCAGGCAGCAAAGAUGUCUGUUACAUCUAAACUUGAAUAAUAAAGUUUUACCACCAGUUAUA
Messenger RNA from Chinchilla lanigera (long-tailed chinchilla), 10142 nucleotides. RefSeq names its product trichorhinophalangeal syndrome I (gene Trps1). The record is from RefSeq and is a predicted model, not a curated record. The transcript is spliced from 8 exons. Gene Ontology annotation, biological process: regulation of transcription by RNA polymerase II. Gene Ontology annotation, molecular function: RNA polymerase II transcription regulatory region sequence-specific DNA binding; DNA-binding transcription factor activity; zinc ion binding. Bases 654 to 4571 code for a protein of 1305 amino acids. Gene Ontology annotation, cellular component: nucleus. Lineage: Eukaryota; Metazoa; Chordata; Mammalia; Rodentia; Chinchillidae.